AUGGGUGCGCGAUCUGUUCAAAUUUUUGUUGCUUUGUUACUUUCAGUGUUCGUGUUCAUAAAUGCUUCUGGGAUAGUAUGGCCAUCUUAUGCGCUCAAAAUACUAGAAUCAGAAAAUUCACCCUUGGGAUACCAAAUUACAAAAAGUGAUGGCAAUCUCUUAGGGUCCAUAGGAAUGGUGGGUUGUUUAACCACGAUUUUAUUUUCUGGAUAUGUCAAUGAGAAGUUUGGACGUAAACGAAGUGCAGUACUAAUAGGUCUUUGUUUCGUGCUCUCUUGGUCCAUCAUAACAACCGCAAAGAGUGUUACUCAGCUUGUGAUUGGUCGAUUCAUAUUUGGCAUGGCCGGUGGGAUGCAAAUAGUAUUAGGCUACGAUGUCGUAAAUUAUAUAAACCUAUCAAUUCCUGUUAGCCUGAUAGUGGCUUUGUCAUUUCUUAAAGAAACACCUCCGUAUUUGCUGAAAAUGGGAAAGCAAGAGGAGGCAUUACUAUCGCUUAAAUUUUAUCGCGGUGCGACAACUGUAAGUCAAGAUAUAUUAGAAGAAUUUGCUUAUAUGCGUCAACAGCAAAUGUUUAAUAAAAGUAAUGCCGGACUUCCACGUGCUAAAUUAAUUGAGAAACAAAAUGAAAAAGAAGAUUUGAAUUUAGAAGAUUUAAGAGACUCACACGAAAAUGUAGAUCAAAACCCUUGGAAGAUAUUGCGUGAAUCAAAAUCAUCGCAAAGAGCCAUCGUGUUAAUAGCUAUACAAAUGAUCUUAUCCGUUUGCGUGGGUAUGAUUGGUAUACAGACAUACGCGGGACAAAUGUUCCGGCGAGCCGCUCCUCACAUCUCCCCAGAUUUAUGUUCCGUUCUACUGGCAAUCGUGUUGGCCAUUGCUGGUUCUAUGGCUAUCGUAAUAACUGAUAUGAUUCCAAGAAGGAUUCUAAUGAUCUCUUCAAGCCUUAUGGCAGCCGUAUCAAUGGCUUUGUUGGGGAGUUUGUUGCGUUGGUCCUGGGCGCCUGAAUGGGCUAUACCAUUAACCAUAGUAAUAUACUGCAUAUUUUUUCAAAUAGGCGUUAUAAACGUACCAUUCGUACAAGUUGGCGAAUGUGUUUCUCCGCAGUUAAAAACAUUCGGUACUACUGUUGGAAUGUUUAGUAUGUUUUUAGCCAACUUUUUAGUAUUGUUCCUGUUCGAACCAGCUGUUAGCAUCAUUGGAUUAAAUGGCGUUUUCUUUGUCUUUGCUAUAAUGGGUGUAGUUUCGGCGACUGUAGCGUUCUUCUUUAUGAGAGAAACAAGGAAAGUGCCAUUUGAAAUUAUUCAAGAAACGUUUGAAGUUGGAUUUGUUUAUCGUAAACACUAA
Arctia plantaginis is the source of this 1341-nucleotide messenger RNA. The record is from the annotation of a GenBank genome assembly. Lineage: Eukaryota; Metazoa; Arthropoda; Insecta; Lepidoptera; Erebidae.